CGGGAGGCUCACAGACCAUUUAAAGUGAUGCCAGCCAAAUCCCACGUACAAUCACGAACUAGAACAUGACCUGAUGGCACCUCUCGUCUGGAAGAAAAUGGCCUGUGUAAUGAUGCCACUAUUUUGCCUUUUGUGCAGAGCAGGAUGCACAUCAGGAGGGGCCACCCCAGAUUUUGGCAACAUCUACCAUGUGUCAGGGGUGAUUGACAUGCCGUUCGCUGAAAUCAAGGAGCCCUUUGAAGCCUGGUACAACCUGACGGGAGAAAAGAGUCGGAUCGAGUACUACGGCGGACAAGUGGUCACCUUCCAGUACGGGGCGGAGAAGCCGUUUGGUGCCCUCUACAAGAUCACCCCGGUCACUACGGAGCUGGAGGUGAACGUCCGGAAGUGUUUCCGGGUCAGCGGCCGCCCUUGGAACCGCGUCUAUCCACAGAGCGUCUUCCCCAGCCUAGACGGUUUCCAGAUUGCUUCCGGCGGCUUCGCCCGCGGCUUCCCAGCUGGAGCCCUGGAUCUCCCAAGUGCCAUGGAGUGCGAGUUUCCUCCGGGAGAUGGGCUGGAGCACCGCAUCCUUGCCAACCCCCUGCGAGAUUUGGUGGGCCUGCAGGCGGACCGAGGCCAUCAGCUGUUCCAGCGCUACCGGCAGAAGCACAGGAAGGAGUACAGCAGCGAGAAGGAGCUUGCGCUCAGAGCACACGCCUUCAUUCACAACAUGAGGUACUUCCACUCGAAGAAUCGGGCCAACCUGCCCUACAAGCUGGUGCUGAACCACCUGGCCGACCGCACCCCGGAGGAGAUGGCCGUGCUGCGGGGGCGGCUCAAGAGCGGGGCUCCCAACAACCCGUGGGCAUCGUACGCUGGCCUCAACCUGCCUGAGAGCCUGGACUGGAGGCUGUUCGGCGCCGUGACCCCCAUGAAGGACCAGGCUCUGUGCGGCUCCUGCUGGAGCUUUGCUGCUACAGGGGGAUUAGAAGGUGCCCUCUUCCUCAAGACCGGCGUGCUCACCCCCCUGUCCCAGCAAGCCCUGGUCGACUGCUCCUGGGGCUGUGGGAACCACGCCUGCGACGGCGGCCUCGUCUGGCGGGCCUUUGACUGGGUCAGGAAGCAUGGUGGCAUACCGAGCGCCGAGUCCUACGGGCCCUACAGGGGCCAGAACGGAUACUGCCACUCCAGCUCGUCUAAGCGCCUCGCCAACAUCACAGGCUACCGCGCCCCCCCCGCCGGUAAUGUCACCGCCCUGAAAGCCGCCGUCUUCAAGAAUGGCCCCGUGCCCGUCAACAUCGACGCCUCCGCCAAGUCGUUCUUAUUUUACUCCAACGGCAUCUACUAUGAACCCGGGUGUGGGAACACCACCCUCAGCUUGAACCACGCGGUGCUGGCCGUGGGCUACGGGGUCCUGCAAGGAGAGAGCUACUGGCUCAUCAAAAACUCCUGGUCGACCUAUUGGGGGAACGACGGCUACAUCCUCAUGUCCAUGCGGGACAACAACUGCGGGGUGGCCACGGCUGCCACGUACCCCAUCCUGGCCUGAUCUCCAGCCACUCCUGGGGCCGAGGGAAGUGAGCGGGGGAGGGUCAGUCUGUCAGGCUACGUGUGGUUGAUGUGUGUGGUGGACGGGACCAAGCUCUGUUGCUUUCGCGCCUGAUCCUGCUUGGCCCAUGUGCUUGCUCGUUUGUGCUGAGUGCCCUGACGUCCCCUGAAUGGGAGCUGAGGGCAGCGAGAGCUUCUUGGGGCUGCUGGGCAUGGCCAGCCCCCUCUAGCUGGCACAGAUGUCAGCGCAGCUCCCCAAGGGUCUGGCUCGGCCGCAAUCCGAGGUGUGCCUGCAAGCCUGGAGAGGCGGGCGCAGACCCCAGAGAACUAUGAGCCACAGUCUCAGUGGGCCUUGAUCUAGGGAGAUCAAAGCUAGCUCGAGUAACACCGCCAGGGGAGCCACGGCAGCCCAUAGGCCAGCCUCCCAAAUAGCCUGGGUACCUACUGCAGCUGCGAGUCGGUUCCGCCAGCCAGGCUGCCACUAUUACUCAAGCAGGCUUUGAUCUCGCUGGAUCAAAGCUGGUGCGGCUCUGCCGACAGGUGUGGCCAGCGCCUCCCCAUUGCAUCACAGAGGCUGGGAGCAGGAGAGCCCUUUGUGGAAGGGGGAGAGGCUUUGCACAUGGAGCAGCCUGGCCCGGGGAAGGGAUGGGAGAGAAGUCAGACCAGCUGCUGUGGGUAGGGGGAGCCCUCGCUCCCACUGGGAACCGAGGAAGUGGGUCUGGCCCACGAAAGCUCAUCAUCUAAUAAACCAUCUUGUUAGUCUUUAAAGUGCUACAUUGUCCUGCAUUUUGCUUCUGGGAACUGAAAGGAGGGGUUCUCCCUAUGGCACUUCCAGAUCUCCGGAUGGUCCUGCGCCAGCCCUUUCCCUGCACUCCCUAGUCUGGGGAGUUACAGCUGUGUUUCUCAACCUUUUUUUAUAAAGUACCCCUUUUUCAAAAAAAUUUGUAGACGA
This is a messenger RNA of Pelodiscus sinensis (Chinese soft-shelled turtle), 2479 nucleotides long. Lineage: Eukaryota; Metazoa; Chordata; Testudines; Trionychidae. The record is from RefSeq and is a predicted model, not a curated record.